Messenger RNA from Cetraspora pellucida, 530 nucleotides. The record is from the annotation of a GenBank genome assembly. Lineage: Eukaryota; Fungi; Glomeromycota; Glomeromycetes; Diversisporales; Gigasporaceae.
GUGUUGAAUUGCUGUAUAGUUCUGUGAAUUCUGAAUUAUGUGGUUCUGUAAGUGUUAAAUUGCCAUUUGGUUUUGUAAAUCCAAAGUAUAAUAAAUCCAAGUUAUAUGGUUCUGUAAAUGUUGAAUUAUUACUUGAUCUUGAGCUUGGUUCUGUGGAUAUUGAAUUGUUACCUAAUCUUGUGCUUGGUUCUGUUAAUGUUGAAUUGCUAUCUGAUCUUGUAUCUGGUUUUAUAAAUGUUAAAUUGCUGCCUUGUCUUGUAAAUCUAAAGUAUGAUAGUAUUUGGUCUGGUUUUGAGGAUUUUGAGCUGUCUGGUUUUAAGAACUUUGAGAUAAACAGUAAUUUGCCUAGUCCUAUAAAUUUUGGAUUGUCUAGUCUUGAAAAUUUCAAAAUAAACAAUAAUUUGCCUGGUCUUGCAAGUUCUAGAUCUGUUAGUAAUUUACUUAGUUUUGUGAAUUCUAAGUUCACUGGUAAUUUGCCUGAUUCCAAAAGUUCUGAGCUUGAUAUUAGUGUAAAUGCUAACAUCAAUUAA